Messenger RNA from Ceutorhynchus assimilis (cabbage seed weevil), 1704 nucleotides. NCBI's taxonomy places the organism in Eukaryota, Metazoa, Arthropoda, Insecta, Coleoptera, Curculionidae. The record is from the annotation of a GenBank genome assembly.
AUGACUUCACGCGGUAAAAAAAAUUUAGCUAUGAUAGCUACCAACCAAAAAUCCAAAAGUGAUAUUGAUAAUAAAGAAUUUAAUAAGACUGAUGAACAAACCAAGAAUAAUAAUGAUAAUAAAGAAAAAAAGACUUAUAAUGAAACUAACUGUGAUAGUAUUAACGUUAUUGAACCUACCGAAAAUGGACAGAAUGAGCUUGAGGAUUCUAAAGAAGAUAAUGAAGAAAACAAUCUUGUUUCCCUGUGCUUUGAUAGCCUGCUGGAGGAUAACGCUACUGUAUCGCUUGAAGAGGAAUCUUAUAUGUAUGAGCUAGAUGAAAAUGGUGUGCUGAUUAAUCAAACUCUGCUAAAUCCUUUGGAAAUAUCGAUCAAUUCAGAACUUGAACAAUCAACAAAUAAUCUAGAAAGAUCUGAAGUAAUGAAUGAUUUGCUUGAUAACAAUGAAACUGGCAGUGAAUCAGUGAGAAGUAGCUCACUAGAAAAAAACGAUGGUGUCGUAGAACAGAAUUACCAAUCAACCUUCGAUAAUGAAAAAGAUAACGAUUCAGACUACCAACCCGAAUCGGAAAUCAACAAUAAUAGUUCCGAUUCGGAGGAUUCGGAGAUGAUUGAUCGAACAGAAAAUGCCAAUUUGGAAGCAGAAAUUGGGAAUCAAGAAGAAAAUAAUAAGGCGCGUAAAAGAAGAUUAGUUGCCAAUUCGGAAGAGUGGAAAAGAAAUAAAAAUAAAAAACUAAGGCUAGAAGGCAAACCUUUUCUCGGUUUUAGCAAGAAGAAAGGAGAGAAAAUGAAGCAGGACAGUCAAAGGGUUGAACGAAGAUUGAAAGAAACAUGCAAAUCUACAAAAUGCAAGAAAAGUACUAAAAGAUUUUGUCUACAAUUUACAGAAGAAACACGACAACAAAUUUCUAGUAAAUUUUGUAACGAAACGGAUUGGGGUCAAAGAAAGGUUUUUGUAUCUUCGAAUGUAAUCAAACAAAAUACUGCACGGGGUAGAGAAGCAUCGCGAAGACAGGGUACAUACUUAUAUUAUUUGAAUUCAGGAGACAAAAGACUUCAAGUUUGUAGGCAAAUGUUCAUAAACACUUUAGACCUAGGAUAUAAAACUAUCCAAGAUUGGUCCGACGGAUGUGGUUUUCAAAACCGAAACAAAGUGUUGGCGAAUGCUUUGCUGAACUUAGCAAUGAAACAUGAAGUUAACAUUUACCAAAAGUAUCUUGAAGGCCAUACCCAAAUGGAAUGUGACUCGGUUCAUAGCCUAAUUGAGCGUAAAUUAAAAAACAGAGAAAUUCACUUACCAAGUGAUUAUUGCUCAGUGUCAAGAGAAUGUAGGGUUACUCCUAGACCUUAUGAUGUAAAAUUGCUGGAAUUUAAUUUCUUUAAAAACUAUGCAGAAACUAAACAUUUAAGAUACACUUCUCUCAGACCUGGCAAAAGAGCCUAUGAGCCAGUAAUAAAUGACAUAAGAUGUAUCAGAUACACUGCGCUGCCAACUCCUGAAAUAACUGUUAAGCUUUCCUAUGAAGAACCCUAUAUAAGUCUGCCAGUGAGGCCCAAGUCGAUCCCAGUUAUUGAUUCAUACCCACCCCGGUUAAGUGCACCUAGCAAAAUUAAAAAAUCUAAAUGGGAACAUCUACAGGAACUUAAAUCGGUACUGCCUAAAGACACUCAUGCAUUUUAUGACAAUAUUUUGUAUACUAAAUAA